Molecule: messenger RNA, 1902 nt
Organism: Arabis nemorensis
Lineage: Eukaryota; Viridiplantae; Streptophyta; Magnoliopsida; Brassicales; Brassicaceae
Source: the annotation of a GenBank genome assembly
AUGAACAAGCCUGGAUGUUCAACUCACCUCUCUCUUCGCCAGCCUACAACUCGAAUCAGAACCUCUCCUGCCCUCCUCUUCAGAGUGUUCUCCUCUCUCGGAUCUAACCGGGAUCCCAACGGCAGCGUUUUGAUCGAGACCACCGCCACUCCCCUCGAGACCUCCGCCGCCGACAUUGUUCCCAAAUCCACCGUCUCUGGUGGAGUUCAGGAUGUGUACGGCGAGGACGCUGCCACCGAGGACAUGCCCAUCACUCCUUGGUCUCUUUCCGUCGCCAGUGGGUAUACGUUGUUGCGUGAUCCACAUCACAACAAGGGCCUUGCCUUCAACCACAGAGAGCGUGACGCUCACUAUCUACGCGGCCUCCUUCCCCCCACUGUUAUCUCCCAAGAUCUUCAGGUUAAAAAAAUGAUGCAUACUCUUCGUCAGUAUCAAGUUCCCUUGCAGAGGUAUAUGGCUAUGAUGGAUCUCCAGGAAACCAACGAGAGGUUGUUUUACAAGCUUCUCAUUGAUCAUGUCGAAGAGUUGCUACCAGUUGUCUACACUCCAACAGUCGGGGAAGCCUGCCAGAAGUAUGGUAGCAUUUUCCUGCGUCCACAAGGGCUUUUUAUCAGCUUGAAAGAAAAAGGUAAGAUUCAUGAGGUGUUGAGGAACUGGCCUGAGAAGAACAUCCAAGUCAUUGUUGUCACUGAUGGGGAGCGCAUUUUAGGGUUAGGGGAUCUUGGAUGUCAGGGAAUGGGAAUACCUGUUGGGAAACUUUCUCUGUAUACAGCCCUUGGAGGUGUCCGGCCAUCUGCCUGUCUGCCCGUCACAAUCGAUGUUGGGACAAACAAUGAAAAGCUAUUGAACGAUGAGUUCUACAUAGGGCUUCGCCAAAGGAGAGCUACAGGAGAGGAAUACGCCGAACUUAUGGAUGAAUUCAUGACAGCAGUCAAGCAGAACUAUGGGGAGAAAGUCGUUAUUCAGUUUGAAGACUUUGCGAACCAUAAUGCUUUUGAUCUGUUAGCCAAGUAUGGUACAACACAUCUUGUUUUCAAUGACGAUAUUCAGGGCACGGCAUCAGUUGUGCUGGCGGGGCUUAUUGCUGCUCUUAGAUUUGUUGGUGGAUCCUUGUCAAACCAUAGAUUCCUCUUCCUCGGUGCUGGAGAGGCUGGCACUGGAAUAGCUGAACUAAUUGCUCUUGAGAUAUCAAAGAAGUCCCAAAUUCCAUUGGAAGAGGCUCGGAAGAAUAUUUGGCUCGUGGAUUCAAAGGGAUUGAUUGUCAGUUCCCGGAAAGAAUCCAUUCAACAUUUCAAAAAGCCCUGGGCUCAUGACCAUGAACCAAUAAAGAAACUUGUUGAUGCCGUCAAGGCAAUCAAGCCGACGGUUCUGAUUGGAACAUCGGGAGUAGGUCAAACAUUCACUCGAGAUGUGGUAGAAACCAUGGCAGAGCUAAAUGAGAAACCCAUCAUUCUUUCUCUUUCAAACCCAACUUCCCAGUCAGAAUGUACAGCAGAAGAGGCCUAUACGUGGAGUCAGGGACGGGCAAUCUUUGCAAGUGGAAGCCCAUUUGCGCCAGUAGAGUAUGAGGGAAAGACGUUUGUGCCUGGACAGGCAAACAAUGCAUACAUCUUCCCUGGGUUUGGNCUGGGGCUAAUAAUGUCAGGGACAAUUCGCGUUCAUGAUGACAUGCUUCUGGCAGCAUCGGAAGCUUUGGCUGAGCAACUGAUGGAGGAGCACUAUGAGAAGGGGAUGAUAUACCCUCCGUUCAGGAAUAUCAGGAAAAUCUCAGCUCGUAUAGCAGCCAAGGUGGCUGCCAAGGCCUAUGAACUNGGAUUGGCGACAAGGUUGCCACAGCCCAAGGAACUGGAGCAGUGUGCUGAGAGCAGCAUGUACAGCCCUUCGUAUCGUAGCNACCGCUGA